AUGAGACCAGCCAGAAAACAAGUGGACGAAUCCAUUCUAAAAGAAGGUCCGAAUAGAGGCCCGCCCAUAGAUCGUUCAGGCACUUAUUACAACAUUUGGUACAAUAAAUGGACUGGCAGCGAUAAAAUCCCUAGGGGGGAAAAAGCUAAAACAAGGUGUAAUGCUGAGUUAGACGUGGGUGAAACAAAAGGUGAUAAAAUGUCGAAUGCAUAUUUCUGCUUGUUCUUUGCUAGAGGCUGCUGUCCAUUCGGAUAUGAAUGUAAUUAUUUGCAUCGUAUACCUGAUGAGUCUGAUCCCGUUGAUUCAACAAUUGACGCGUUUGGUCGUGAUAAAUUUAAUGAGUAUCGUGAGGAUAUGGGUGGCGUGGGUUCGUUUAAUCGGGAAAAUCGGACACUUUAUGUUGGUCACAUUUACAUAAAGCCAGAGAUGGAGGAAACUGUACGUAAACAUUUCGGUGAAUGGGGCGAAAUAGAGAAAAUAAAGAUAUUGAAAGAUAAAGGAGUCGCUUUUGUUACUUAUAAAAGUUCACUUAAUGCGGAAUUUGCCAAAGAAGCCAUGAGCAACCAAAGCCUGGAUAGUAAUGAGGUGCUCAAUGUGAGAUGGGCAACAGAUGAUCCAAAUCCUAAGGCUAAAGAAGAAUAUAAACGAAAAGCAGAAGCAUUGGCUGCACAGGCUAUACAAAAGCAUUUACCGGCAGAAUUUACAUUAAAUAAUGCUGAUUAUGAGUAUAAGCGUCCUCGAUUAACUGAAAAUUCUGAUGAAACUACCCAGGAGCUUGAAAAUCAUCAAUCUUCUCAGGGCUUACCUGAACAACCAAUGGUAAACACAGAGGAAUCAUCAAUGAUACCCGAUCAAACUCCUUUCAUCUAUACUACUAUGUCUAAGAAAGGAGGAAUUCUUUCCGAAGAGACUUUACAAACUUUGAAAUCUUUAUCAAUGAUUAAUCGAUCUAUGACUGUCCAAUCUCAACAACUGGCACAAAAACCAGAAACCAAUAAAAGUGCACUGGGGGGAUUAGCAGAUUAUGAAAGUGAUGAAGAGGUUGAAAUUGAAUCAGAAGCUAUCGAGAACAAAGAAGGUCAAGUUAAAACAGAAAUUCCAUUAAAAGAUGAACCAACUGAGAAUGAAGUCAAAACAGAAAUUCCAUUAAAUGUAAAAACCAAGACGACAAAGAAAAAGACCACUACGCCUGUGAAUGUGGUUAGACGUAUAUCUCCCUUCAACCUCACGAUGAAUCACAUUUCAUUAUUGCCACCUUCUCCAAAUUGGAAUGCCUCAAAAGCUUGUUCGCUUUCCGAACAAGCAAAUAUAUUCGUCUAUGCUACUAAUGAACUAUUAAUAUUGCUGAAUUUGCAAACUCUAAAAUAUAUUGGGUAUCUAAAAGGCCAUUCUGAAAGAGUAAACGCGUUAGAAACCUGUGAUACAUUAUGUGUAUCCGGAAGUAAUGAUAAGUCGGUCCGAUGUUGGGAUAUGCUUGCUCGGAAAGAAACCGCGAUAUUAGAAGGCCAUAAGGCAUCGAUUUUCUCUUUAGAUCUUUAA
Messenger RNA from Ambispora leptoticha, 1539 nucleotides. Lineage: Eukaryota; Fungi; Glomeromycota; Glomeromycetes; Archaeosporales; Ambisporaceae. The record is from the annotation of a GenBank genome assembly.